AUGUAUGAGCCGCUAUAUUUUGCUUUUGACGCCUACCCUGCUGCGGUCCCCCGAGUGAGGGUUCGAGGUGUCAUGGCUCUCUUCCUGGCUGGUUCAAUCCUGUGGGCAUUGAUCUGGCUACUCUACCGUGCAUGGCAGGUCUGUCAGACUUCCAAUGAGGUUCUGGUGGAGAAGCUUGGUCUCGACAUUCCUCCGCCGCCAGAGGUGACCCUCGAGGAGAUCACAGCCCGUGAGAUCCGCCUUGCCUGGAAACAACCAGACUUUCACAACUCAAUUCACAAGCAUAUCAUUCAGGUGAACAAUGUUAAAGUCGGAGAAUCCAAGCGUGCUGAAACUGCGGUGGAAAUCUCGAAUCUCAUACCUGGAAACAUUUACCACAUUUGCGUUCUUUCUCUCAGCGCCGCAAACUUCCAAACUCCCAGUGCGAUCCUCCAUGUCCGAACGAAAUCUCUUCCGCUGUCCCAGGCCCAACAAAAUGGCAAUGUCGGUGCUCCAAUCAUUCGCGCCUUCAUUCCCAGGUCAACAGUUGGUCUGCCUACGCCAUCUGCCCCUGUCAUGUCGCGCGAACACAGUUCAGGCCAGCUGCCUGGUAAGCGGCCCUCUGCUGGGCGGAAACUCUCCCCCGCUGCUGGAAUUGACGUUUCCCACGGCCAUCUCGAUGAGACCCAAAAGAGCAGAGCAAAGAGCGCCAAAGAGGAGACUCUGGAACAACUAGCAGACCGCUUGAAGUCACUUCAACAGGAAAAUGAGAAUGUGGAGAAGCAAGCGACGGAGGAAGAGGAUGAACAUAUCGCAUUACUGAAAGACCUAGAAAAGCAGCGCAGUGAGCUAAGAAAGCGCGUUCGAGAAAAGGACGAGGCAAGCGGCGAUCUGAAAAAACACGUCUACAAGCUGGAAAGCGUCAAUCGAACAGUGCAAGGCGAAAAGUCAAAGCGCUUGAGACUUCUUCAGCAGAAAGAGGCAGAGCGCAAGAAGCGCAAGAAUGACAUCCUGCGGUGGCAGGAGAAGAUUGCGCGCAUGGAAAACGAUGCUACACAGGCGAAGGAGGAUAAAGCCCGGAUUGAGGAGGAAAUGGCUGCGCGCGCAGAGGAGGUCCGAAAGAAGAUCGCCAAAGAGCAAGGAGAGAUGAAGACGAUCGAUGAUGAGAUCCAAGACAAAGGAGGACGGAUCAAAAAACUUGAAGAAGAGAGAAUGGGAUUGCAAGAAGGCGACAGUGAGGAUGGCAAGGAGUUGGAUCGCAUCGACAAUGAGCGGGCUCGGCAAUGGGAGCACAAGUUGGGCAACCUACACGCACGCUAUACGACUCUGGUGAAUCUUCACGCGCAAGCCCAACAACAAUAUCAGGAAGCCCAAGAGCGCUUGAAAUGGCUCACUGCCCAACGACCCGGUAGCUCGGGGCCCUUUUCCUUGCCGAGCCUCGAUCUUGAUAUGUCGAAUACUGCCACUAUUCGGCCCCGUCGCCAUCGCAGCUCACUUGUCAGCAACGUAUCUUCCCCUGUGAACUUCCCAGGCAUUGAGGCGUCGUUCCCAGGUGGCCUCGGCUACAACCCACCCGCAAGUCACUCGCCUACGUUUGCUCCCAGCUCUGCAUUCUUCAACAUCAACAAUGGCAUGGCUCUUCCCGGUCUGUCUGAUCCCCCGGAGAUCAUGCGUUCAGAUGCGGAGGUUGCUUUCAAUAACCCGCAAAUGAGUCCCCGCGCAGACGCGCUGUUGCCAUCUGAUCUCCUUGGUGAUGAGGAAUCACCAGAAUUCCCACGAUCUAUUACCCGUCCAAGAUUCUCAACUCUGGAGACUCCCGGUCCUCCCUUGGACGGCUUCGGUCAUGGUCCAGUAUCGCCCGUUUCUUCCGACAGUCGAGCGGGUAGUAUCUUUGCCAGUCCAAUGGAAACUCAAAUACGACAGGAAUCCGAGUCCCAAGGUGUUCAUUUGUCUGCUGCUGGGGAUGCUCCGAAAAGCGCAUCCCGGAGACUCUCCGGGCUCUUCGGCUUUCACCGGCCUCGUGGAAAGACUUUGGCAGACGAGUCACCCAUGCUCGGCACAUUGAAACCGGGUCAGAGUCAAUCCUUCCCGCGCAACAUCGACGAGCUGGACCCAAUCGGUUCACGGCGACGCAGAUCGAGCUAUACUGGAAACUGGGCAAACCCGAUGUCAUUGUUCCCUCGAAGCAACACCACUGGGGUUACUAUGGACAGUUCGUCUGAUCAUGCACCUUCCCGGCGAGCUGCUUUCUCAAGUAUCUUCUCAUCCAGCAAGUUUGGCUUCGGCGGUGCUGGCGCCCGUGGGAACUCCGAUCUCAGCACUGGCUAUAACCAAUUCAGUCCUCGUCAUGACCCUAUCGAUCCAUCUUCGCUUCUUGGCGGUGUUCGAAGGGGAUCUUUGUCCCCACGGCCUUCGUCUGUCUCGUUCGACAACCAAAAUCACCUCCCUCAUCCGUCUACGGACAACCGCCAUUUCGGAUGGCCGUCAACCGAGAAUGCUGGACACCGCAACAGUCCCCUCGGAUUUGACUGGGCCUCACCAUCAACGUGGUCUCGUGCUCCUUCUCGGCGACCUUCAAUCCAAUAUGGAUCAUCAGGUCAUCUCCCACUGGGCCUGAGCGGUGAACCUGAUUUCAUGGAAGACACAUUCGAACGUCCUCACCGACCACUGCAGGCACCUAUUGGCACUCGUCCUUCGUCCUCCCAUCGGCCACUUACACCGAAGCUGAAUCCCGCUGCACCGGCGUUCACUGCAGUGUUCACGGGCGAGAACCCCAAUGACCAGGACAAGCCCAAGGGCCCUGAUAGUCCAUUCAGCUUGCACGAGUUUGACCGUUCUCCUUCCGAACCUCGCACAUCUCGCUCCCUCUCUCACUUCACCGGAGAAUCAUAUGAGUCCCUGGAGCGCAUGCAUUCGGGAACUUCCGUCGACAACGGGUCCAAGGAGUCAUUUAUCCGCAAGAUCACGCGCAAGGGCAGCUCCAGCAAGUUCAGCUCAUGGAAAGAUCGCUCGGGACUCUUCUCCAAGAAGGCCGACUCCGCGCAAGGUGAUAUCGACGGAGACGCGGCUAGCGAGGCACAGCUCGGCAAGAGCAUUGAUAGCACUGCCUCCAGUGUGCCCUCUGCCGACCGCUCGACCCGCAGCAGUCUGGGCUUCUUUUCUCGCAAGUCCCGCAGAUCCGACAAGGCCAGUGAGACUAGCGAACGCGCUAGUGAGACUGGUGAUGAAGAGAUUCCGGAGGAGGUUGAAGCACCGUGA
Molecule: messenger RNA, 3237 nt
Organism: Penicillium arizonense
Lineage: Eukaryota; Fungi; Ascomycota; Eurotiomycetes; Eurotiales; Aspergillaceae
Product: Fibronectin type III domain protein
Exons: 3
Coding region: 1-3237 (1078 amino acids)
Molecular function (GO): protein binding
Source: RefSeq, a predicted model, not a curated record